This is a messenger RNA of Paramecium pentaurelia, 357 nucleotides long. The record is from the annotation of a GenBank genome assembly. Lineage: Eukaryota; Ciliophora; Oligohymenophorea; Peniculida; Parameciidae.
AUGAGAAAGCCACCAUCUCCAAAUUGGAGGAGGGAUUUUUGUGAUUUCCAAAAUCUAAAAAGGAAUGAAAAUUCACCUAAUUUCCAGAGAACUAUCAGUAGGAAUAAAACUUAUUAAAGAAGUAUUUUGCUUAGAUUGAGAUUCAGAAGAAGGCAUGGUAUUUUGAAAUAGGUUUAUAGUGAAAAAAUUUAAAAAGAGGAAUCUUAUGAUAAAUAAAAAAUCGACAGAGAGAGGUUGAGUACUUAUUCUAUCAGUAAUAAAAAUAUGGGAAAUUCUAUAUUUAUAAAGAUUGAAUUACUAGAGAAUAAUAGAUAGCAAUAAUGCGAUAAAGAAGUUAGUAUAACCAGAUGCUCUUGA